AGCAAGAUGGCUGCCGCCUGUAGCGCGAAUGUCAGUGCGAAAAUGCCGCGCAAAGAUAAACAAACUCGGGGUUAGGAUUCUAAUGUUUUCAAAACAUUUCUUGUCGUUAAACGUUUUUUUAAUUUGUUACAAACUGUGUCGCAAUCAUGGACGAGUUCCCCGAUCCAGAUGAAUUUUACGAUUUAGAGCACGCAGAUGAAUACGAAAUCGAAAGGGAACUCGAAGCUGAAGCAUUGGGAACACAAAAGUCUGUUUCGAAGAGUAUUUCUCAGCCCCAACAGAAGACUAAUGGGAAUCAAGUGCAUAGUGACUCGCAGCAACCUGUUUUAAAACAUUCAUUUGAAAAAGAAAUAGAAGAUAUCGAAUUUCAGGCAUUAUCUGGAAAACAAAAUGGUACAAGUCAAUUAGCAAAACUUUCUGAAAGUUCCAGAAAGAGGUCCAUUGACCAAAUUACACAAGGUUUUCAAUUGAAAGAUUUUGGGUCCUUUGAUGAUGAUGAUUUUGAUGAAAUUAAUCUACCGGAAAAGAAAAAACCUUGUUGGAAUCGACCAAAAGAACUUAUAGAAUUGAUUCUUGAUAGAAGAAAAAAUCGUUAUGAUAGUAAUGAUAUUAAAAGCCAAUUUGAGAAAACUGUGCCUUCAAAAGAUUAUAAAAGUUCUAUAUCAAGAAGAGUUCCAACGUGGAAUUUUGUAGCUGUCACCCGUUCAGAAGAUGCAGAGCGGUUUUAUAUUAAAGUUAGUGAAAAAAAGUAUGACCCAAAGAAGUAUCAACUGAAAUCUGGGUCUUUGUUAAAAUCUUUUGAUAAAUUGAAGGAUGAAGCUGAAGAAAUUCUAAUUAAAAAUACUGAAAAAGCUAGUGUAUUAUCAUUAGAGCCUGUAAGUACAGAAAAUAUUAACAGUGAAUUGUGGGUGGACAAGUAUCGGCCUAAAAGAUAUGUGGAGUUACUAUCAGAUGAAAAUGUAAACCGCUCUCUGCUCUAUUGGCUCAAACUUUGGGAUAAAGUUGUAUUCGAUAGAGAGCCCACGGUGCAUAGGAAAAAGAGCAAUGUAGUUUCCAAAUUUAGAAAUAAAUUCAUACAAAAAGAAGAUAUACCAGAUCAUGAUAGUAAAGGCUUUCCAACUCAGAGGAUAGCAUUGCUCACAGGUCCUCCUGGAUUAGGUAAAACUACGCUAGCGCACGUGGCAGCCAGGCAUGCGGGAUAUAAUAUCGUAGAAUUGAAUGCCAGUGAUGAUAGGGGACCUGAAGCUUUCAGGGAAGCACUGUUGGCAUCAACCCAAAUGAGAGCAUUAAUAGAUCAGGAUAGACGACCCAAUUGCCUCAUUUUGGAUGAAAUUGAUGGCGCUCCAACUGCUUCGAUAGAACUUUUACUCAAAUUCAUUCAUGGUAAAUUAGCUCCGAAAGGAAAGAAUGCAAAACCUGGCAAGCAAAGUGACGGUUGCCGCCGGCCAAUUAUCUGCAUAUGCAACGAUCUUUAUACUCCGUCGCUGAGGCCACUGAGAGCCAUGGCUUUAGUUAUAAACGUUCCAGAGAUAACUCCAUCAAACUUGACUGAAAGGUUGUCAGAAAUUAUGCGCAAAGAGGGUCUACAAGUAGAUUCUAGACUGUUGUUGCAGUUAGCCGAAAAAUCAGCUUGCGACGUCCGAGCCUGUCUCGGAAUAUUGCAGUACACGGGAGGUGGAGCUAAUAUGAUACAAAAUCUGGCCUUAGGACUGAAAGAUAUGCGAAAAGGUCUCUUCGAUUCGUGGAAAGAGUUGCUGCAAGUUCCGAUGACCAGGAGAGGUCCUCUGACCAACACCGAGAGAGCCUUGAAAGUCAUAAAAAUCGUUUACCAAGGUGAACCCGAUCGACUGGCGCAGGGAAUAUUCCACAACUAUCCCGAAAUCUGCAAGGACAAGAUGAUCUCCAUAUCCGAGGCCCUGAACUGGUUCGAGUUCUACGACACAGUGAACACGCUGGUGAUGGAGCGACAAACCUGGAUGCUCAUGCCGUACACGACGUCGCCCUUUGUGGCCUGGCACCUGUACCUCGCGAUCUCGCAGCCACCGAAAAUCUCGUACCCCUCGGCAGUAUUCGAGGCAAAUCAAAAAUUGGAGCGGAACAAAGCGAUUCUCACGGUCACCAAAAAGACGUCUAAAAUAGACAUGGAUACGCUUGUCACAGACGUUCUCCCCUUCCUACCGGAUAUAAUAAGUCCUCGAUUGCGUUCGGUGAAUGUUCAGCUGUAUUCGCCGAAGGAAAAGGCGGAGCUAGAAAAGUUGGUGAACGUAAUGCUCGACUUUGGCCUGUCCUUCGUACAGGAGAAGAGGCCGGAAGGAGGAUACGAAUACCUGAUAGACCCUAACAUAUGGGACAUCGGUACCUUCCCCGGCUGUAAAAUCCGGAGACCCUUGACCUACGCUGUAAAACAGAUAGUCAUUCAAGAGUUGGAAAGCGCAAGGUUGCGGCGGGCUGCAAUAUACAACGGCGAGGCACUGGACAAAGAUGGCAAGAGCAAAAAGAGCAGCAAUAAGCCGGCGUCAGCUGGACCGUCGAAAAAAGUUGCCGACGAACUCGAGCCGUCGCUGAGUCAAUCUUCUUCGAAAUCGGAUGAAGGUCUGCCGAACCAUUUGAAGCAGCUCAACCCGAAAGAGUUGGAGCCGUCGAAAGAAAAGAAAUGUCGAAACUUUUUCCAAGCCUUCCAAGCGUUGGGCCAGGAGAAAUUGAAAGCCAAGCUGGCCAAGGAGAAGGAGUUGGGUAUCGUUAACACAAAAAUGGUCGAGAAGGAGGAGCAGAGGAGGGACGCGAAGAGGAAGAAAGAUUUGCUCAAAAGCGACGUGUGGUUUCAGUACAAAGAGGGCUACACCAACGCCGUCAGGCGUACUAUCCUUAUGAAAGAUUUCUUGUAAAUCUCCCUCGCGCGAUCGGCCUUUUCCUCUUUUUACCUGCGAGAACCGUAAAGCUUUUUUAACGAUAUGUACUAUAUUUACGUGUAAAUUAUGUUUAUAUUUAAUCCUUGAAUAAAAUAGCAUUCAUUUAACUUUUUAA
This is a messenger RNA of Nasonia vitripennis (jewel wasp), 3024 nucleotides long. RefSeq names its product chromosome transmission fidelity protein 18 homolog (gene cutlet). The transcript is spliced from 11 exons. NCBI's taxonomy places the organism in Eukaryota, Metazoa, Arthropoda, Insecta, Hymenoptera, Pteromalidae. The record is from RefSeq and is a predicted model, not a curated record. Gene Ontology annotation, molecular function: ATP binding; ATP hydrolysis activity. The coding region runs from base 147 to 2885 and encodes 912 amino acids.